Messenger RNA from Stegastes partitus (bicolor damselfish), 1795 nucleotides. It is a transcript of the gene haus7, whose product is annotated as HAUS augmin-like complex, subunit 7. The record is from RefSeq and is a predicted model, not a curated record. The transcript is spliced from 9 exons. Gene Ontology annotation, molecular function: microtubule minus-end binding. Bases 17 to 1012 code for a protein of 331 amino acids. Gene Ontology annotation, biological process: spindle assembly; microtubule organizing center organization. Gene Ontology annotation, cellular component: HAUS complex. NCBI's taxonomy places the organism in Eukaryota, Metazoa, Chordata, Actinopteri, Pomacentridae.
AGCGCGUCUUUGGAAAAUGGUGGGCGCUUUGACAGACAAACAGCUUGUACAUCAAGUUUAUGCUUCAUUGCAGGCUGCAUCAUGUCCUUUGGUGGAGGGUUUGUAUCUUCAGGAAACAGACAGUAUGUUACAGUUGCUUUGUGCUCCAUCAAAGCUCCGCACCGACAUACUGGCAUGGAUCUGCAGCAGCAUCAACCCAAACUUUGCUGAUUCCAAGGCAAUGUCAGUGAGAUCCAACGACCCAGAUGUUAUGACUAAAGAAAUGGCUAUGUUUGGGCAGGAGCUGAUGCUGUGCAGAGCAGGUGACCUGGACCUGAUCAGGGGUGAUGCGAGUCCUCGCCGGCAGCUUCAGUUCCUGGAGCAGCUUCUAACUCUCGUUCCAGGAUGCCAGAAGUCUGCUGGGAACAGAACCGAUGGAGAGGUGCUCCUGAAUGAGCUCUUCUCUGCUAAGAAUCUGCCUCAGCUCACACAGAUGCUUGAACCCACAUUUGACCCUUGGCCUGCCCACAUCAAGGCUUUAAGCAAGGGCAGUAAGUCAUCCGUUAAGCCAAGCGGAAAGAAGGCUGUUGAUGUUGCCGCCCUUCUACAGUUGACUCAGUCAGAACUGGAGAAGCUACAGUCAGAGUGUGACUUUCUGAACGGUGAGGCUCAGAGUCCUGCCGUCUUCUCUCCAAACUCACUGCGUGUGGCGGCGGGCGACCUGCAGCAGCUGAUGUCCACCUUCAGUCACGUUUACGAGACGGACCUGAGAGCUUAUUGCAGCAGAGACGUCCCCACCUUCAGCACAGAGACAGACGUCUUCCAGAGAGUACACCAGUUACUGCUGGCCUGCAACACGGAGUUGGAAAUGCUAAAAGAAGUCUCAGAAGUUUCUGCAUCUGUGAAUAAGGAAGUAAAUCAGCUUCAGACGCAGCCUCGCUACUGGAGACAUGGAGAGAAGCGCACGUUACCUGAUCAAUUGGAGGAAAUUACCAAGCGAAUCGGAGACUUUCUCUCCCAGCUUCAUUCCUGAUGGCGUCACUAACAUCAUCACGGUGCACAGACACCAAAACGGCAGAAAUAAUGAGGAGAGUCUGAGCUGUGGUGUGUUAGAGCUUUUCAAGUGUCAAACAGCCCUGUGAUCAAAAAUUGAGUGUGUUCUAACAGCCGUUGCUCAGGUAUUACAGCAGAACUUCACACAUCCUGUCACAGAGAGAACUAAACUCUUUAAUGGAGUCCUACACUCCCUGUUCAAGGGCUGCAAGAUAUUUAGUUUCAGCGACGAUGAGAUGUGGCAAAUUAACGCAUCAUGCUACAACUUUUUCUGUUGCUUUCCAUAAAUAAUGAGUGUGUUGCAAACUCCACAUAUGCAUGGCGAAUCGAGCGAAAAACGGGGGAAUCAAAAUUAGAUAAACAGAAUCGGCUGUGAUUUUGAUGUUUACGCUGCUCUCUGUGCAUUGACAGCCCAUGUAGCAAAAUAAUUUGGGUUCAACUUUAAUAAAUCUGACAUUAGAACAUCUUAUUUGACUCUUUUCAGACUAAUUUUUGGUCACACAUCUGUCUGAGCUGCUGUGCUGAUGAAAAUAUUGUUUUAUAUCAUUGUGCAGCCCGACCACAUUUGUUAUUUAACUUGACUAUGACGAAGUUGUUUAGCAGGUUCGUGUCAUCAUUCACACCAAUAUACUAACAAAUACAACACGAGUUGUGACUGUACAGUUUGAAUUUGUUUUAGUAGCUUGUGCCAUAACCUGCAGUGCUCAGUAGGAACGUUGAUAUUGUAUAUUUAAUAUUGAAUAAAUGUAAAUGUUUACCUGCA